UAUAAGCGAUGAUAGGAAUGCAAGAGAAACGUUUUACGGAAAAUUGAAAUUAGAUUUUACUAUCUAAAUAGAAAUCGUCAUAAUUUGCAAAAAACAUCAAACUCCAUCAAAGUAUAUUUUCAUUAUAACAUGUUCCUUUUAGAAAAUAUUUUACUUCGAUAUGGAUAGUUAAAAGAUUAAAUACCCUGUUUUCCCUCAAAUAUAUCCGGAUUUUUCUUUUUAGUCAUCAUACAACUGUUACUGGCGAAAAUGGGUUUGGAAAGUACUAUAGUUUGUGUGGACAGCAGUGAUUAUAUGAGGAAUGGAGAUUUUGUACCAACACGAUUUCAAGCUCAACAAGAUGCUGUCAAUCUUGUGUGUCAUUCCAAAACUCGUUCCAACCCAGAAAACAAUGUGGGGCUCAUUUCAAUGGGAAGCUCUGUGGAUGUCUUAGUCACCUUGACCUCAGAUGUGGGGCGUCUUCUUAGCAAACUACACCAAGUACAGCCCAAAGGCAUUAUCAACUUUAACACUGCAGUCAAAGUUGCACAUCUUGCACUAAAGCAUCGACAAGGGAGGAACCACAAGAUGAGAAUUGUAGUGUUUGUUGGAAGUCCGAUUGAGGACGAUGAGAAAGAGAUGGUCAAACUUGCUAAGAAACUGAAGAAAGAGAAGGUCAACAUUGAUAUAAUUAACUUUGGUGAAGAGCAACUGAACACCGACAAACUCACUACAUUUAUCAACACCAUAAAUGGAAAAGAUGGAAACAGCUGCCACUUAGUGACCGUACCCCCUGGUCCGAUGCUUUCAGAGGCACUAAUGAACUCCCCAGUCCUGGUUGGAGAGGACGGGUCAGGAGCUGGGCUCUCGGCAGUUGGAUUUGAAUUUGGAGUGGAUCCAAAUGAAGACCCAGAGUUAGCAUUGGCAUUGCGUGUAUCCAUGGAAGAACAAAGAGCCAGACAGGAGGAUGAAGCAAAGAAGGCCAAUCCAGUUCCCACCACUGAAGCAGGGGCUCAGCCAGCAGAAGGCGGAGGAAACACUGAGGAAACUAUGUUGGAGCAGGCAUUGGCGAUGUCGAUGCAACCGGAGGCAGUUGAGCAGCCCACACCUAGUGUACCAGACUUCGGUUCAAUGUCAGAAGAGGAACAGAUAGCAUACGCCAUGCAGAUGUCUCUGGCCAAUUCUGCUGUCCCAACAACUGAAAACACCCCAGCACCAAUGGAUGUUGAUGAAGAAAAGUCGUCUGAUGACAAAAAGACGGCUGAUGAAGAUUACUCGGAUGUGAUGAAUGACCCAGCCUUCCUUCAACAGGUGUUAGAAAAUCUCCCAGGUGUCGACCCCCAAGACGAGGCUAUACAGAAUGCCGUUAGUUCUAUGACUAAAGAUGGAAGUAAAAAAGACGAUCAGAAUAAGAAGUAGAUCUAAUUGUAUACCAGUUUUACGUACAUUCAUCACAUUCAUAUGAUAUUUAUGUUUUUAUGAGGUUGAAUAGUGAAGCAAUUAUUCCUAAAUUAAACAGGAGCCAUUGAUGUUCAUUAUGUGUAAAUGUGAGGAAAUUAAGAAAACAUGCCUGUAUUGAAACCAGCACUGUGUGGCUGUCUGUGUCAAAAGUUCCAAAUAAAGACAAUGUAUAUAAAUAA
Molecule: messenger RNA, 1619 nt
Organism: Ostrea edulis (European flat oyster)
Lineage: Eukaryota; Metazoa; Mollusca; Bivalvia; Ostreida; Ostreidae
Product: 26S proteasome non-ATPase regulatory subunit 4-like
Exons: 11
Coding region: 250-1398 (382 amino acids)
Biological process (GO): proteasome-mediated ubiquitin-dependent protein catabolic process
Cellular component (GO): cytosol; proteasome regulatory particle, base subcomplex; nucleus
Molecular function (GO): polyubiquitin modification-dependent protein binding
Source: RefSeq, a predicted model, not a curated record